Solea solea (common sole) is the source of this 4598-nucleotide messenger RNA. It is a transcript of the gene kcnd3, whose product is annotated as potassium voltage-gated channel, Shal-related subfamily, member 3. Gene Ontology annotation, cellular component: neuronal cell body; membrane; voltage-gated potassium channel complex. Gene Ontology annotation, biological process: protein homooligomerization; potassium ion export across plasma membrane. The record is from RefSeq and is a predicted model, not a curated record. The coding region runs from base 443 to 2371 and encodes 642 amino acids. Gene Ontology annotation, molecular function: A-type (transient outward) potassium channel activity; protein binding. NCBI's taxonomy places the organism in Eukaryota, Metazoa, Chordata, Actinopteri, Pleuronectiformes, Soleidae. The transcript is spliced from 8 exons.
CUCGUCUCCAGUCAUUUCUAACACGCUGAGGACAGAAGACACACACACACGCGCGCGCCCUCUGUUCCUCCUCAUCAUGGAAACUGUGUUCCGUUUCUCUGCGUCUCUCCGGUACUUUUCCGUUUCUCUGCGUCUCUCCGGUACUUUUCCGUUUGUCGUCCUGAGCCGCCGCUGCUGCCGCUGCUGCCGCUGCUGCUGCCGGUGAAAAGAACUUCUGUGCUCGGGUGAAUGUGUCCUGUUUUCCCUCCUCUUUCAUCUUCUUGUGCUGCUGUUACAAAGACGCAAACCUGCGCCGUGUGAGCAAACUGCUGCUGCGCGAGCUCUUUUAUGUUUGAUGUAUUGUUUGGAUGGAUCGUUUCGAAUCGAUGGUGAAUGAGCUGAAGUCAAGCUGGUAGUGAAGGCACUGGACUUGUUCUCCCCUACACCCCAAGCCGGACACAACAUGGCGGCGGGAGUAGCGGCAUGGCUUCCUUUCGCCAGGGCGGCAGCUAUCGGCUGGAUGCCCGUAGCCAAUCUGCCCAUGCCAGUGGCACCGGCUGAGAAGAGCAAGCGGCAGGACGAGCUAAUCAUCCUCAAUGUGAGUGGACGACGCUUCCAGACCUGGAGGAACACGCUGGACCGGUACCCGGACACACUGUUGGGCAGCUCGGAGAAGGAGUUCUUCUUUAACGAGGAGACCAAAGAGUACUUCUUCGACCGGGACCCUGACGUGUUCCGCAGCGUGCUCAACUUCUACCGCACUGGGAAGCUCCACUACCCGCGGUACGAGUGCAUCUCCUCUUACGACGAGGAGCUGUCCUUCUUUGGCAUCGUACCAGAGAUCAUCGGUGACUGUUGCUACGAAGAGUACAAGGACAGGAAGCGGGAGAACGCAGAGCGCCUCAUGGAUGACCAGGAGGACAACAAGGAUGCUAAGCUGCCCAACAUGACCUUCAGGGAGACCAUGUGGCGGGCCUUUGAGAACCCCCACACCUCCACUAUGGCUCUUGUCUUCUACUACGUCACCGGCUUCUUCAUUGCUGUCUCUGUCCUCACCAACGUGGUGGAGACGGUGCCCUGCGGCUCUGUGCCCAACCAAAAGGAAGUACCAUGUGGUGAGCGUUACACCGUGGCCUUUUUCUGCAUGGACACUGCCUGUGUCAUGAUCUUCACCGUGGAGUACCUGAUGCGCUUGUUUGCUGCGCCCAGCCGCUACCGCUUCAUGAGGUCUGUCAUGAGCAUCAUUGACGUGGUGGCCAUUCUGCCCUAUUACAUCGGCCUGGUGAUGACCGACAACGAGGAUGUGAGCGGUGCCUUUGUGACGCUCCGGGUUUUCCGCGUCUUCCGUAUCUUUAAGUUCUCCCGUCACUCGCAGGGCCUGCGAAUCCUGGGCUACACACUGAAGAGCUGCGCCUCGGAGCUGGGCUUCCUGCUCUUCUCCCUCACUAUGGCCAUAAUUAUCUUUGCUACGGUGAUGUUCUACGCAGAGAAGGGUUCAACCUCCAGCAAAUUCACCAGCAUCCCAGCCUCCUUCUGGUACACCAUUGUUACUAUGACAACACUGGGGUAUGGAGACAUGGUUCCUAAGACGAUCGCGGGAAAGAUCUUCGGCUCGAUCUGCUCUCUGAGUGGAGUGCUGGUCAUCGCUCUGCCCGUCCCCGUCAUCGUGUCCAACUUCAGCCGCAUUUAUCACCAGAACCAGAGAGCAGACAAGAGGCGGGCACAGAAAGUACAGAAAGCUCGUCUGGCCAGGAUACGAUUAUCAAAGAAGGGAAGCUCCACCGCCUUCCUGCACAGCAAACGCAACGGACUCUUCAACGAAGUUCUGGAGCUGACGCACCUUCCGUACAAGAUGAACCUCUCAGAUCAGAGUUCCACUGAGGAGGAGCAGCAGUUGAGUAAGUCGACGUCUCUGUUAGAGAGCCAACAUCACCACCUGCUGCACUGUCUGGAGAAAACCACUAACCACGAGUUUGUGGACGAGCAGUAUUACCAGCAGAGCUACCUGGAGGCGGGGCUCCAGAACUACUCCUCGCAAAGCCCCUCCCUCUCCAGCCAGGAUGGCGUGACGGGCACGUGCUGCACCCGCCGAAGCAAGAAGCACCACACCCCCUUACCAAACGCCAGCGGCCCCGCCCACAUGCCACCGCUGAGACACGCCCACCCACGUGGUCUGCAGGAGCUCAGCACCAUACACAUCCAACCACUCAGCACCAGUCGCUCCAGUCUGAACAUGCGCGUGGACGACGCGGCGCAGCUGAACUGCCAGAGCAGCAAGAUCACCACGGCGAUCAUCAGCAUUCCCACGCCGCCAGUAACCACCCCCGAGGGCGACGCCCACCUGCCCGUGGGCCCCGCCCACCAGAACGUUGUGAAGGUGUCUGCGCUGUGAAGACAUGAAGAAUUUAAGGAGAGAAAAGACUCCCGGAGACAGACUGAGGGACAGACUGAGGGACAGAGGAGGACUGAGGAGGACUGAGGACGAUGAUGAUGAUGAUGGUUCCUAGUCUUAGCUGUGGUGGAGCCUGCCCUCUGCUGGUCGAGCGCUGCGAUGGCAUGGACUCUCUGUGCAGACAGAGGACGGCUUUCAGAAACAGUGUCUUCAUGUUAGUGGUCGGCCUGCAUGUGAGCGCGAGUGUGUGUGUGUGUGCGUGUGUGUGCGUGUGUGUGUCUGAGACGAGUGUGUCACCGUGCCCCCCCUCCCCCCCCCCGGGUUUUGGACUCUCCCCUGUCUGGUGUUUUUUCAGCAGAAGGAACCAAAUCUUUCCUCCUCUCAGUUUUCCAUGUGUUUGUCGGUGAUAAAUGUGUGUGCUAUGUGUGUGUGUGUGUGUGUGUGUGUGUGUGUGUGUGUGUGUGUGUGUGCGUGUGUGUGAGUGUGUGAGUGUGUCUCAGUGGAUUUUAAAUGUUGGGGAAGUCUCCGUGUGUGAAAGUGUUUCCUGUCAGAAACCCUCGGCUCGGAGCCUUUUACACGACAUGUGCCUGAGUUUAAAGAUUCAUUUGUUUUCGUAGUUUUCAGACGGACCUCGCGUUACGUAACUUCAAUUCUCAACAAGAAGAAAACAUCCCAUAAUCACCGCAGCUGAAAGCACACGGCGUUCGCCGAGAGUUUCUGACACAAACGUUUCCCGUGAACUAUUUGUGAAUAUUGUUCAUAGAAUAUUUUGUAAUAUUUGACAUUGUUUGGCAGAACCAGUGAAGCUGUCUCUCUCUCCCACUGUCUCUCUCUCUCUCUCUCUCUCUCUCUCUCUCAGUGUUGUCCUGUUGUCUCUCGCCCUCCUGUGUGAACAACACUCUGCUUUCAGUCUUUAUAGUCGUCAGUGUUUUUUCUUCCUCACACUCAGCGCCUUUUUCCAAACUGUUGGGUAAGUGUGUGUGCGUGUGUGUGUGCGUGUGUGUGUGUGUGUGUAUCAGGGGCCUUUUAUGCCAGCACACUAUACUAAAACGUCGCCUACGCUGUAUAAAGACUGAAAAACAGGCGUGCGAUACACGUGCGUACAGGCAUGUGUAUUGUGAGUACACCAAAUAAUGAAGGGUGACGGGUGAUAAGGGUCAGGUCACGUGAGAACGCAGCGGACGCCUGUGCGCACGCUCGUCUCAGUGUACAAAUAAUGAUUUACUUUAUGAUGACGAAUUUCACUUCACAAUUCAAGCAGUCCAUGUGUUACCAAGAGAGACAGUUGUGACAGUUGAGGCUAUUUCAGUCACACGUGCACACCUUUGCAGCGUCUGCGUGACGCCUACGUGACGCCUACGUGACGCCUGCGUGACGCCUACGUGACGCCCGUCUGUCCAUUGAAAGUGAAUGAAUGUACACGCACACAUUAGAGGUUUGAUGUCAUCACAAAGACACUGUACACGCGUUUUUAGUAUAGUGUGUUGGCAUUAAAUGCCCCUGAUAGCGUGUGUGCGUGUGUGUGUGUGUGUGCGUGUGUGUGUGUGUGUGUACUCUUUGUGGUAAUAGGAAACUUGAUGUUUGUACUUUUUGUCUUUCUUGAUGUUUUUUCCCUUAAAAAAAAGAGAUUCUCUUCACUUUGUCUUCUUGAGAACUUUUAUGGAGGGAUGGCUGUUGUCAUGGUGACCAUAGAGACACAAGGCGCUGGGGGGCGGGGCAUCGGCCUGUUAGUAUUUAGUAUCAAAGUUGACCUUUGUAAGUGUGGACGUUGACCUUUGAUGUCGAUUCCUCCAGUCCAGCAGCUCCACAGAGUCCAGUCCAGGUUUUCAGUAGACGAGAUCAUGGACUAUCGAGGAUAAAAUGGACAAGGUCAAGGAGUCAGUCGAAAUAUACUGUAUAGCCACUAGGGGGCGAAUAAGCUUCUACUUCUCACUUAAUGUGAGGUGUGAAUGCUAUUCUGAAAAUGAUGUUCCCAUGUCGAGUAAAUAGACCAUAAUAUGUCACAAAUAUGAGCGGACGCCAGUGUAAGUGACAGCUGGUGUCGUCCAGUAGGAGCCUGGCUGGACGUCAAAACUCUGAAGGCGUCACAACAGGAGUUCGGGUUCUUAUCAUGACUUGACAACAUACAUAUAUAUAUAUGUAUAUAUACAUACAUAUAUAUAUAUACAUAUAUAUGUACGUAUAUAUGUAUGUAUAUAUACAUAUAGGUGGUUUGAUGUUUCUGCAC